Molecule: messenger RNA, 1269 nt
Organism: Salvia miltiorrhiza (redroot sage)
Lineage: Eukaryota; Viridiplantae; Streptophyta; Magnoliopsida; Lamiales; Lamiaceae
Exons: 1
Coding region: 1-1269 (422 amino acids)
Source: RefSeq, a predicted model, not a curated record
AUGGGGAAAGGAUUCUUUACGCUAAAGUUUAAGUCCAUGGAGGAUAAAAAGAUUGCAAAAGCCAAGCCUGUUUUGGAGUUGACUUCGGGGUGCGUUAGACUACGCGAAUGGACAAAAUUCUUUGACCCUUAUAAAGAAUCGUCAUCCAUAGCACAAAUCUGGGUGAGAAUUUAUAAUCUCCCCUUGGAGUUUUGGCAUCCAGAGGUGAUUGCGGUUAUUGGACGUGCGGUAGGGCAUCCGAUUCGUAUUGAAAGUAGCGCUGCUGCGGGUGCAGUAGGACACUUUGCUCGAGUUUUGAUUGAAGUGGAUCUAUCAACACCUUUACUGGAGGGAGUUUAUAUUGAUGAAGGAACUUCUUCUUGCUAUGUGAAAUUUAGCUAUGAAUCCAUGCCUUUAUAUUGUUCACGUUGUAGAAUCACCGGACACACUGUUGAUAGAUGCCGCCGGCAUCCUGAUAAGCCUGUUGCGGUGGCAAAUGAGAGUCGCCCUGUGGAGACUAACAAGAGUUGGCAAUCGAAAGAUAGAACGGAGGAGAAUUUGGAGAAGGGGGAGGGAGCACGCAUUACUUCCAAGAGUAAUGGUGCUUCGUCGUCUACCAAUACCAAUAGCAACAGGUUUGCUGCUCUGACGGAGGACGUGGAGGUGGAGAUGCCAAUUUUAGGCAGCAGAGCUACUGUUGAGAUUGAGCCGAACCCCCUGGGUACUUUGCCAUCAGGGCGGGAUUCUCGAGAGCAGGUCACAAUGCAGGUGGUGGAUGCCUCGCCUGUCACUUUAGUGGAAUUGCCCGACAAAAGUAAGUUAGAUGAUCCGAAGGAAAAUUCCAAUGUUAAUGAUGUGGCCGUUGAAAACAGGGAUCAAGCUAACUGCCACUCGGCAGCGGAAGAGGAGAGGACGAUUGAAAGUGCCUCUGAGGUAAAAGCAUUAGCGGUUGAAAAUGCUAUGAAAAUACAACGGUUAGAGCAAUACUUAACUGAUAGGGAUUCACAUACGGAGGAUGCCGGAGAACAUGCUGCUACACACGUCAAAAGAGGGAGAGGGCGACCUCCUGGAGUGGGACGAGGAAGGGGCUUCCGACCCAUAUCUCAGGUCACAGAGGAGAGCAUUAAACAUCGCUUGAGACAAAAGGCAGAGCUUGGGUUGCACCCAAGGGAUUUUGUUGUGGAUUCGACAGACUCGGCUCCUUUGAGGGCCACGCAGAAUGUGGGGAAUAGGUCCUGGGCGGAUGAGGUUGAGGCGGGAGAGCACCCGCUCCCUAAAAUCGGUUUUUGA